Rhizopus microsporus ATCC 52813 is the source of this 453-nucleotide messenger RNA. RefSeq lists its product as uncharacterized. The transcript has a single exon. Bases 1 to 453 code for a protein of 150 amino acids. Lineage: Eukaryota; Fungi; Mucoromycota; Mucoromycetes; Mucorales; Rhizopodaceae. The record is from RefSeq and is a predicted model, not a curated record.
AUGAGCUGUGACACGGGUGGACAAGAGCGACUCAUCAUAGAGGCAUCCAUUGGUCAGUAUCAUGAGGAUGUGCGAAAAACUAUUGAUGACAACGUCAAAAAGGUCAGUAGCAUGACUUCCAUGAUGAAAGCAUUUGCGAGCUCACAUAUGAAUGCAAGCAUCUCCAGUUUGGCUGCCACCAGAGUCUUUGGGUUGCAAGCUACCAAGACCACCAUCGUUUUGCCUGAAGUCAGGACUGAUCUGCAAGGGAAGCAUCACUACAACGAAGUGCGUACAGUGUUGAUCCUGACAAGUUAUGAUCAACGGAACAAAUGGUUGAGAGCCAUGGAAUUGCUGGCGUACUUAUUCAUUGGUCUGGAACGGCAGAUUCUGAAUAUCAAGUCAUUGGAAGAUGAGCAAUGCGGUUACAUUAAUGUUCGGCCUAAUGACAUGAUACGCAAUACAAUCAUAUGA